AUGACGGCACACCCCGAACGCUUCGGCCGCACCAACAGCAGGGAGGGCGGCCUUACUCUGCCACCAUCUUCAUCAUCAUCCACUUCAUCUGCGCAAGCACCACCGGUGGCGUCAUCAACGCAGACGGCGUCAGCAGCCGAGCUCGCGCGCUUGCAGCGCCCGCGGCGCAAGCGGAGCCUCAGCGCAACCUCGAUGCCGCGCGGAGGCGGACGCGGCAGCGGCGGAUCGGCGGCGUCUUCGUUCUCGCGUCUGUUCGAGAACCUGGCGGGCUCGGGCAGCGGGCGACCGCGGACCGGCAGCGGCAACGAGCCGCGCUCGGCCUCGUCGGCGGCUGGUCCGCCACCGAUCGUCAGCAGUGCUCUGGUCAAGCUGCAAAAGGCGUAUCUGGAGAAAUACACGAAACUGUUGUGUCUUGAGAUCGGCGAGGAGUUGCGAGGCGUGGAAGAAAAGCUCACGAAGUGGUCCAAGGCAAGGCUGGAGAAGGAGGGUCAGACCAUCUUCAAUCUCUGCGCCCGUCCGGUGGGCCACCUCUUCCGCGAGGAGAUCCUCCAGUUCGCACCCGCUGGGUCCGAUUUUAUGCCCUACCACCGCUUCGCGCACGGUGACAUGGUACUCAUGACGCGGACGGAUCCGCUGAGCGAGAAGCCGAUGGAGGGCGUGGUGCUGGACAAGAGCAAAUCGCGGCUGCAGGUGGUCGUCAAGGACUACCCGCCCAACGUGUCUGAAGGCACCUGGCGCCUGGACAAGGGCGCCAACAGGGUGUCGCACGACCGCAUGAUUGACGCGCUGAACAAGUUCACCAGCAAUCGCAAUAUUGAACUGCCCGAUACCGUGAAACCCAUCCCCGGCGGCACAGUGCUGCGGGACCUGAUUGUGGGAAACGUCAAGGACCCCAAGGCGUGGGCUGCCCAGCCUCCGCCCAAGGAAUUGGCGGAUCGGUACGCGCGCAAGAAUUUCCCCAAGAAUUUUGAUGCCUGGAAGCUCAACGAGAGCCAGCGGAAGGUGAUCACCACCAUCCUCACUCGCAAGCUCACCCUCGUCCAAGGCCCUCCCGGCACCGGCAAAACGACGCUGGCUAUUCACUUGAUGAAGCUGCUCGUCCACCUGUGCCGCGGACAUGCGCCCAUUCUGUGUACGGCCGACACCAACGUCGCCGUUGACAACUUGCUCGAGGGCCUGGCCGACUCGGGCGUGCGCGCGGUGCGCGUGGGUCGGCCGGUCAAGAUCCGGGAGGAACUGCGCGACCUGUCGCUCGAGGCGCUCAUGCAAGAGCAUGCCGCCAACAAUAAGCUCGACGCCCUGCGCCAGGAGCUCGCCGGUCUGUCCCACGGCAAGACCCCCGAGGAACGGGCGGCGGCAAAGCGUGAGGGUGUGACGCUGCACCAGAACAUCCGACGACUCGAAGACUAUAUUCACAACGACGUGCUCGGCAAGGCCGAUGUGAUCUGUGCCACGUGCAUCGGGGCUGGUCACGACCUCCUCGCUUCACGUGCCUUCCCUAUCGUCAUUCUUGAUGAAUCGACGCAAGCCACCGAACCGGCCUCGCUGUGUGCGCUGGUGCACAACUCGCAGCACGUCGUGCUUUUGGGCGACCACUACCAGCUCCCGCCCACAGUCACUUCGCCCGAAGCGCAGCAGGGCGGUCUGUCGGAGAGCUUGUUUGCGCGUAUGAUCGCGAUGGGUAUCGAGCCCUACAUGCUGGAGAUCCAAUACCGGAUGCAUCCCAUCAUCUCCGAGUUCCCAAGCGUCCACUUCUACGGCGGCAAGAUCAAGGACGGCAUCGUAGCCGCCCAGCGCCCGUCGCCCACCGGCAUCGCGUGGCCCAGCGAAGGCAACCCCAUCGCCUUCGUCAAUGUCGACGGCUACGAGAAACAAAGUACGGACGGCUAUUCGUGGUUCAACUCGGCAGAGGGCGAGGCCGUGUUCCAGCUGGUGUCGGCGUUCGACCAGCGGUCGGACGUCGGCGACGUGAAGGACAUCGGAGUCAUCACGCCCUACAACGGCCAAGUCAAGCACCUCGCCGACCUCUUCUCCAGGCGCGGUGGGAUGAACAAAAAUGAAAAGUGGCACAAGCUCAACAUCAACUCGGUGGACGGCUACCAGGGCCGUGAGAAGGAGGUCAUCAUCUUCACCGCCGUGCGCAGCAACUCCCGCGGCGACGUCGGCUUCCUGCGCGACUGGCGCCGGCUUAAUGUGGCGCUAACGCGGGCCAGGCGCGGGCUGCUCGUCGUGGGCAACCGACGUACGCUGCAGUCCGACGAGCACUGGGGCAAGUGGCUCAGAUGGAUCGACACCCACCGGCUCGGCACCAACCUGCAGGCCAUCCUGGGCCGCGGCCACCACCCGCCCGCCCCGGCCGGCGGCCGCUCCGGCUCUGGCGAUGCCACGCCAUCACAUGUCAGCACCGAGGCCGAGGCCGAGGUCGGUGGUGAUGGUGACGAUGGCGGCGCCGUCGAACGGCGGAAGCGCGAGCGCGAGGCGAGCGGCGGCGCGGCGGCGGAGGAGCGGCGCGAGAGGGAGCGAUCGGAGCGCGAGCGCGAGGAGGAGCGAUACCAACAGGAGGAGAAGGAGCGAAAGCGAGAGAAGAAAAGAGAGAAGAAGGAGAAGAAAGAGAAGAAAGAGCGAAAGCGACGUGAGAAGGCCGAGGCCAAGGCUCGGGAGAAGGCGCGGAUCGAAGCCGAGGCGGCCGCGAAAGCGAAGGCGGAAGAAGAAAGAAGCGAAGAGAAAGAGGAGGAAGAACACGAAGCCGAACCGGUGGUGAUCCACAUUGACGACCACGACGAAUCGGUGGAUGGGGCGAUGUCGAUCGACCGGGCCGACGAAGAGGUGUUGAGAUCCGAACUCGAGGUGCCGCACGUGGCAAAGAGCGAAGAGGAAGAAGAAGAGAAGGGGGAGGAAGAAGAAAUGAAGGAGAACGAAGACGAGGAAAAGAGAGAAGAAGAAGAGAACGAAGAAGAGAAGGAGGCGGAGACGUCGGUGAGUAUGGACGUCGAAGAGCCACCAGAAGAGAAGAAGAAGUCAGAAGCGGAGGAAGAGGAAGAAGAAGUGGAAGUUAGGGAGAGGGCGAGGGCGUGGGAGGCGGUGGAGUCGAGCGUGGCAGAGGAGCGCACGCCGGCGGCGGCCACCAGAAAGCGGAAGCGCGGGUGGCGAAGCGAAGGAGAGAGCGAAAACGAAAGUAAGAGCGAAAGCGAAAACGAAGCGAGGAGGGAGGGGGCGGAGGAGGAGGGCGAGGCGGUGGACCGCGACUUCGAGGAGGACCGGGACGCGCGGCUGCUGCGGCUCAAGCGCGCCCGGUGGCAGCAACAGCAGGCCGAGAAGCGCGAGCGACAGCGGGCCAUGGAGCUCGCGCAGCAGCGAGAAGAGGAAGAAGCGGAGGCGGAAAAGAUGAAAAAGAGCGAAGACGAAGAGCGAAAGCGACAAGUGGUCGCCGUCGUGGUGCUGUCCGACAGCGAAGGCGAAAGAGAAAAAGACGAAGAAGAAGAAGAAAAGAAUGAAGAGAAGGGGAGAGAAGAAGUGGAAGAAAAGAAUGAAGAAGAGGAAGAAGUGGAAAAGAAUGAAGAAGAAGAAGCGAAGGAGGAAGAAGAAAUGAAGGCGACGGAAGACAGCCUAAAGGCAGAGGAGAAAGAAGGCGAAGAAGGCGAAGAAGAAGGCGAAGGCGAUGAGUGGCGCGUGGUGAGGCGAGGAGGCGACGACUCAUUCCUUCUCGACAACGACGAUGGCGACGAGAGCCGACAAGCGAACGACCGCGAAGAGGAACAACGCGACGACGCAACGUUGGAGGUGCCGCAGGCAGCCGAAGAGCCAGAAGAGGUGAGCAUCGCCGACAUCAAGCGGGACGAAGGCGAAGAGGAAAAGGAAGAGAACGAAGAGGAGGAGAAGGAAGAGGAGCCCACGAAGAAGCGUCCGCUGUUGGACGUCUCGCUGGACAUCACCCAACACGAGCCACACGACGGCGACGACGAUGACAGUAUGGAGGAGGAAGAGGAGGCGGAGGCGGUAGGCGAAGGGCGGCGGAGACCAGAGCGGAAGGUGCGAAGGAUCAUGGCGAGCGACGAUGAUGAAGAAGAGGAUGGCGACGGCGACGGCGACGGCGACGGCGAAGGCGAGAACAAGAACGAAGUGGGCCGCAUCGAGGUGGAGAACAAGCUCGACGAUGAAGAAGGAGACGAAGACAAAGAGGAGGAGGAGGAAGCAGGCGACGGUGAAGCGCCGGUUCCUGUCAAGGAAGAACGCAACAGCAGUGACGACGACGAGCAAGGCGGCGACGAUGCGGGCGAGCAGGCGCCCAUCGAGCAAGAGGAAGACCAGGACGACGAAGCGAAGGAGGAGAUGGAGCAGGAGCCGGAGGUGAAGGCGGAGGAGGAGGAGGAGGGCAACGGGGAGACGGGACCGCUGGUGCUGUUGAGCGUCGUAGACGGCCUACCGCUCCCGGACCGGGUCUCGAACCCGUCGUCGCCGCGCCCGCCCGCGACCGCCGAACCACUCCACGACGAAAACGAAGACGACGGAGAAAGCGAACACGAAGCAAAGAACGAAGAAAAAGAGAGAAGCGAUGAAGGAGAAGAAGGAGAAGAAGGCGAGCAGGUGGGGGAAGAGAAGAAGGGCGACGCAAUGGAGGUGGAAGAGGAGGUGUCGAUGGUCGACGACCGGGCUACGGACCUCACGAACCGAGAGGCGGAAGACGAGGGCGAAGAGCGAUCGUCGCCGGUGUUGGAAGGCGACGGCGAGGCCUUGAGCCACGGCGGGCUCGUGCGGCACCGGGUGUCAGGUGCGACGGAAACGGAGGAUUCGGUGUUUGACGCCGAAGUGGACGAGAUCAGCGGCGGCCAGAAGCGGUUCAUCUUCUGA
Molecule: messenger RNA, 4848 nt
Organism: Acanthamoeba castellanii str. Neff
Lineage: Eukaryota; Discosea; Longamoebia; Acanthamoebidae
Exons: 16
Coding region: 1-4848 (1615 amino acids)
Biological process (GO): nuclear-transcribed mRNA catabolic process, nonsense-mediated decay
Cellular component (GO): cytoplasm
Molecular function (GO): RNA helicase activity
Source: RefSeq, a predicted model, not a curated record